GUCCGGUUCCGGGGUUAGCACGUGUGUUUAGGCCCAGAGACUCAGUUGCGUGCUGGCCUUUGACGGCGGGUCGGAGGUGUCCUGUCACCAACCCCGGGACUCAGAGAGUGUAGCCACCGCUCUGCGGUGUGAGCGCCGUGCGGCUGCAACAUGCCUCACAGGAAGAAAAAGCCUUUUAUAGAAAAGAAGAAGGCUGUGUCUUUUCACCUGGUCCAUCGGAGCCAGCGAGAUCCUUUAGCAGCAGAUGAGACUGCACCCCAGAGAGUUCUGUUGCCUACACAGAAAAUAAAUGAUGAAGAGAGACGAGCAGAGCAGAGGAAGUAUGGAGUGUUCUUCGAUGACGACUAUGAUUACCUGCAGCACCUGAAGGAACCAUCGGGGCCCUCGGAGCUUAUUCCCACUGGUACCAUCAGCAUACUCAACAGGAGAAAUGAAAAUGAAGACCCUUCAAUAAAUUCAAGUACUGGAAUUAAGUUGCCUUCAUCAGUGUUUGCAUCAGAGUUUGAGGAAGACGUUGGACUGUUAAAUAAAGCAGCUCCUGUGUCAGGACCUCGGCUGGAUUUUGAUCCUGACAUUGUUGCAGCUCUUGAUGAUGAUUUUGACUUUGAUGAUCCAGAUAAUCUGCUUGAAGAUGAUUUUAUUCUUCAGGCUAAUAAGCCAAGAGAAGAGGAAGCGGGAAUGGAUAUACAGAAAUGGGAGGCCGAAGGUGGCAGUGAGUGGGAAGACGCUGCUGAUGGGAAGGAGCGAGGCAGCGAUGACGACGACUUUGGCUCUGCAGGCUCGUCAUCGGACGAGGCUGUGUCAGCCCCAGGGAGGCCUCGUGGGGCCCUAGAAAGUCACUUGUUCUGGGAAGAGGAAACGAAAAGUCGCUUUACUGACUAUUCUAUGACGUCCUCAGUCAUGAGGAGAAAUGAGCAGCUGACCCUACACGAUGAAAGAUUUGAGAAGUUUUAUGAGCAGUAUGAUGAUGAUGAAAUUGGAGCUCUGGAUAAUGCUGAACUGGAAGGUUCCAUUCAAGUCGACAGCAGUCGCUUAGAGGAAGUUCUGAAUGACUACUAUAAAGAGAAGGCAGAGAACUGUGUGAGCCUGAGCACUCUUGAACCCUUCGAGGAUCAGGACCUACCCACGAACGAACUGGAUGGGUCUGAGGAGGAAGAGAUUGUUACUGUAGUUCUUGAAGAAGGCAAGGAGAAGUGGGAUUGUGAAUCCAUUUGUAGUACAUACUCAAAUUUAUAUAACCAUCCACAGCUUAUCAAGUAUGAACCAAAGCCCAAACAAAUCCACAUAUCCUCUAAAACAGGGAUACCUCUCAACGUCUUACCUAAGAAAGGAUUCACAGCGAAGCAAGUUGAACGAAUGCAGAUGAUUAAUGACAGUGAUCUGCCCAAGGUGUCAACGCAGCCACGCUCUAGAAAUGAAAGCAGAGAAGAUAAAAGAGCAAGAAAGCAAGCAAUUAAAGAAGAGCGCAAGGAACGGAGAGUAGAGAAGAAAGCUAACAGAUUAGCCUUCAAACUGGAGAAGAGAAGGCAGGAAAAGGAGCUGCUGAACCUGAAGAAGAAUGUUGAGGGUCUAAAGCUCUGACGGGCACUCUCAGGGCAGGCGCGUUCCCCUUCAGGCUCCCGUGCAGGGGUGGGUGGGGAUCUUCAGAGACAAGGCUGAUCUGCCGUUUUUACUGGCACACACUGAAAACAGUACGGGAUUUGUAUUUAUUCAAGCAAGUUUGUAAAUAUUGUAAUAUUUUAAAAUUUAAUAUGAUAAGCUUAUAUUUGCUCUGAAAUAAAUGACUUUAUGAAUGUGAAAUGUGUGGAUAAAUUAA
Molecule: messenger RNA, 1816 nt
Organism: Artibeus jamaicensis (Jamaican fruit-eating bat)
Lineage: Eukaryota; Metazoa; Chordata; Mammalia; Chiroptera; Phyllostomidae
Gene: LTV1
Product: LTV1 ribosome biogenesis factor
Exons: 11
Coding region: 151-1581 (476 amino acids)
Biological process (GO): ribosomal small subunit export from nucleus; ribosomal small subunit biogenesis
Cellular component (GO): cytosol; preribosome, small subunit precursor; nucleus
Source: RefSeq, a predicted model, not a curated record